Branchiostoma belcheri (Belcher's lancelet) is the source of this 4308-nucleotide messenger RNA. RefSeq names its product nischarin-like. Lineage: Eukaryota; Metazoa; Chordata; Leptocardii; Amphioxiformes; Branchiostomatidae. Bases 102 to 4190 code for a protein of 1362 amino acids. The record is from RefSeq and is a predicted model, not a curated record. Gene Ontology annotation, molecular function: phosphatidylinositol binding; integrin binding; protein kinase binding. Gene Ontology annotation, cellular component: cytoplasm. The transcript is spliced from 18 exons.
AAAUGGCCGCCGUUUGUUAGUUAGGCGUAAUUUUGGCGUGUUUGUCACCUUUUCAGCCGAAAUAAAGCCUCCAAAAGGAACAAAAAAAAUCGUCCAUCGCAAUGGCAGGAGCUGCGGAAGACUACAGCGAAUAUUUGGGCGCGAAAACAGUUCGGAUAGUUUCGGCAGAACAGGUGGAAAACUAUACGGUGUACAUAAUCGAGGUGACGUCAGGUACAAACACCUGGACAGUCAGACAUCGCUACAGUGAGUUCAGCGAGCUACAUGAAAAGCUUUUGUCAGAGAAGAAAGUGGACAAGAAUGCCCUUCCACCCAAGAAACUUCUGGGGAACAUGUCCAAGUCCUUUGUGGAGAAGAGACAGAAGGAACUGGAAGUUUAUCUACAGUUAUUGUUAGAAAAACACCAAGACUGCAUCCCCAAAGUUUUAGAACGGUUUUUAGACUUCCAUUUGUAUGAAAUUUUUGGUGUGACCCAUGCUUUGGCUGAGGAGCUCUUCACUAAAGGUGACAUGAUCCUGUCUGCAGGUGAAGUGUUCCACAUGACGCCCAUGCAGCUGCAUGCCAUCUCCACCAGGCUACAGAUGCCCAUAUCCCCAUGUCACUCAGAAGACGCUCGCAGUGACCUCAGCCAUGUCUUAGACUUUGUCUCCAAGUUGAAAUACCUCCAGGUAACUGGUUCUGAUGGCAAUCUUGGCAGCAGUAACAUCAACGUGAGCAGCCUGUCAUUUGAUAUGGCCAUGUUCAAAUGUCUACAGCAAGUACAGAUUAACCAGUGCAAUGCCCGACUGGUGACAGGACUGGACUCCCUUAAGAAGUCUUUAGCGACUCUGGGUGUGCAUCAGUCUACAACAACCAUCAAGGAUGUGCUGAUCCCAGCAGCCUCCUCCAUCACCCAGUGGAAGUCAGAAGAGGAGACUCAGGACUAUCUACUGUCCACGGUGGUGCCUGUCUGGGGUGUCAUCACUACCGCAGACUUCAGCCACAACCAGAUCAAACACAUCGACGAGUCACUGAAACUGAUUCCAAAAGUGGAGUUCCUCAGCCUGAGCCACAAUGUCAUCUCAACACUGGAUCACUUACAGCACCUGUCGUGUUUAACCCACCUGGACCUGUCCCACAACCACCUAACAACUGUGGAGGCCCUCCACACCAAGAUAGGCAACAUCAAGACCUUAAACCUGGCAGGGAACAAGCUGGAGACACUGGAGGGCCUGUCUAAGCUGUACUCACUUGUCACACUGGAUGUGGGACACAACACUAUCUAUCAGGUGUCUGACAUGAAGCAUAUCGGCACCCUGCCGUGCAUCGAGUCUGUCCUUCUGACAGGCAACCCUGUAACCAUGGUUACAGACUACCGCACCAAAGUACUGGCCGCUUUCAACGACAGGUCAAAAGAGGUGUGCUUGGAUGGUGAGCCCACAAGUCAGAAGGAACAGGACACAGUUGCAGUUCUACAAGCUAUACAGAAGGCAAAACUGGCAAAAGAGAAGGAUUCCAAGAGGCACCACAAGAAGCUGCAUGCUGCGUCCAUAGCGGACGCUGAUUCCGCCGACACGAGCUCCACUGCCUCCUCCGUCAGCCAAGGAGUAGAUGUGUUGUCCACCAGUGAAGAGUACUUACGGUUUGAAGUUGAGGCACUCCGACAACAGGGGGGAGAGAAUUGGUUGACAGCAUUCAACGUCAGGCAGGAGGAUCCACAGCCAUUGCUUCUCAGUCCGUCUCCUCGCCAGUCCCCAGCGUCAUCUCCAUCCACCAAGCGCCGCUCACAUUCAGGUCGUAGGUCACCAGCAAGGGCGCACCAAUCUCAGGGCAGCAAAUCAGCAGUUCCACCCACACAGCCACAGGACGUCCAGACGUCUGCCAACAUCUCACCUCUCGCACGGCCGACCUCUCUUCCACUACUGCAAAAGCCAGACCAGCCGGUAAUCACUGUGGACAAACCAAAGGAAACUCCUAAUUCAGCAACCCUAGGGAACGCUAAGUUUGCUGACUAUCUGAGACAGGUCAUCCACCAAAAACCAGGAGAAGCUGAAAAUCCACCAGAUGAAAGUGAAAAUUUUAUGCACAUUCUCUUCGCAGGUUGCCUCUCCAAAGAGAGCCCUUAUUCAGAGUUUCCAGCAUGCUUUGUGGCAACCAGCAAAGCUGUGCACGUCGUGAAGGCUUUGGAGUUCCCAUCAGCCAUUGCAGGUGUACCCAUGAUGCAACACUUCUGCAGUGUGCCUUUGGCAACGUUGCAGCAAAUGGUGGUUGGUCUGUUCGACCAGACUGUAACAAUAGAAAGUACAGACACAAGAGUCACUGUGAUCACUGGUAGCUCAAACAAAACACAGGCUCUCGUAAAGGUGAUAUCAGAAAGCUUUCAGGAGGAACGUAGCGAAAAAGCCAAGGUAGCACGGCAAGAUGAGGAAAGUUUGGGCCGACUGACGAAGCUCUUAAGCAUCACAGAGAACAGAGAGGGGAAGUCACCAGUGGAAAUAAACAACUUUGCGGUCACCCAAGGAGCCAAUCAGGAGCCUUGUAUCGUCAUCCUCACCAACAAGUAUCUGUACAUCUGCAGAGAGGACCACUCCUAUUGGCCAGUGAUCAGACACACACUGUCCGAGUCUUACAAGUUGAGCAGCAUACUGGGUUGGAAGAGAGGGGAAAGUGGGUCGGGCCAGCUUUUUCAGACCUGUACCACAAAGAUACAAGUAGAAAGUACACAAGGACUGGACCUGAAUUUCAGAACGAAGGAACAACAAGCUAGUUUCAUGGCAUCCUUGUCACAGCUAGUCGGCGACAGAGAACAUAAAGCGACGAUCGACAGACCGUGGGAUGAAGCGGAAGGAAGGAUAACAUCUCCCGUAAAGGAAAUACGAACACCCAGCAAAAGCCGCAAACCUGUGAGCAUCGAGGUCCUCUACUCAAGUCCUGAUGUGUUAGACAGACUAUCUGCCAGCAACGACUGUAGAACUCUGAGUGUGAGUGAACCACUGCUGCAGCUGGUAAGUCUGAAGGGUAUGGCGUUGGUGAGGUACUUCCACGACAGGGUGGCCCAGAUCAGCACGGAGACUGAGGAGCUGAAGCACGUGAUGUGGAGCGUGGUGGUCCCACACGUGGACCCCAAACAGGAAAUCACGUCCUGCAUCAUGCUGAGCACGAAAGCCGUGUACUUCCUAUCGGAUGAAUCCAUCUCGAAGAAGAAGGUGAGUCUCGGCGUGCCUUCGCACCUCCGCACGCAUAAGCGAGCUACGUCAGACUACUCCGGAGUGAGGAAACUCUCAACCGCCCACGAAACUUCUCCCCAUUCCAGUGGCAUAGUAGAGCCGGGGACACCUAAUUCCUCAAGAAAAGUGGUGAGGUGCAUCCACACGCAGUACCUGGCCGACCUGAAGCAGGUGACCGUGGGGAUGUUCGACCAGAGUUUCCGCCUGACGGGCGACUCGAGCGCGAACACGUUCGCCUGCAUCACGCGCGACUUCGACGCAACCCACAUCUUCAUCGAGCAGCUGAUGGGCGUGCUGAGUCUGGGCGUUGCCACGACAACGCCGACCCCUGACCUCACCUCCAGCGGAUCCGACACCGAUAUCUACAGGGAUUAUCUAAAAGCUAGGAACAGUGUGGAUGAGUAUGCGCACCCCAGCGGGGUCAAGUUCGUCUACCCUAACGAAGAACUCGUAUCAGAUCUCACCUACCUCCUGGUUGAGAAGAUGCCGGUGCCGAAACCGGACUACACCAAAGUGACCAUCCUGAUGUACAUGCUAGCCUACCAGAUGCAGCGAUCCGACGACGUGUUCACGUUGGGAAAGUUGGAGCCGCGUUCCCUCGUCAUCACGGACACGCACGUGGCUCUCUGUAUCGAGGACCAUGUCAGCUACCCCCUCCCUGACUUCGUCAUCAGCCCCCCGGAAAAUCCCCACCAUGAGGUUCUGGACGUGCAGACCAUUGAGAACCUGAAAAGGGUGGCGGUAAGCGAUGAGUCCCCGCAGGACCUUACACUGGUGUUCCACAACGAGGGCGAUUUCGUGGUGGACGUGGCAAAAGAGUACUUCAGGGCAGACGACAGGAGUCCAGGGACACCGGGAGAUGAGAAUGAGAUGUGCUGGAUACUGAUCAUGCAGAGCGGAAAGGAUCGGGAACGGGUGGUCUCCAUGCUGAUGAAGCAAUGGGGGGACAUCCACGGCAAGGGCCUUCCACUGGUCAAGACUUAGGAAGCUUAACACAGAGUAAAGAGACUCUUUUUACACAACCAAGACUUUUGUUCAGCUGACGUUUCGGUGACAGUCUGUCACCUUCCUCAGGGCUAUUCUGACUGGUUCACAUUGCACU